AUGCAUGAGCUCCGCCAGCCUGAGAGAGUCUUUCACGAUCCAAGAGAGGAUGAGGGUCUGAUGGAGGCACAGUUCAUUUGGGAUGAGGAGGAGGAGCAGAUGAAGGAAGGAGAUGCAGCAUCCUCCUCCUCCUCUCUCCCGGUCUGGGGCACCCUGGAGGAGCUGGUGCAAUUCCUGCUCAGCAGGUAUCUUGCCAAGGAGUCAAUCACAAAGGCAGAAGUGCUGAGUAGUGUCCUCAAAGAUUACCAGGACCACUUCCUAGUUGUCCUCAGUCAAGCCUCAGAGUACCUGCAGCUGAUCUUUGGUUUGGAGGUGAAGGAGGUGGGCCCCAGUGAGACCACCUAUAUUCUUGUCCCCACUCUGGGCCUCACCCUCAAUGAGAUGCUGAGGGAUGGGCAGGGGUUGCCCAAGGCCGGCCUCCUGGUGGUGAUCCUGUGCUUGAUCACUAAUGGAGACCGCGCCCCUGAGGAGAAGGUCUGGGGAGCACUCAGCAGAUUGGGUGUGUGUGUCGGGAGUGUGCACUGUGUCUUUGGGGAGCCCAGGACACUUCUGACACACGUGUGGGUGCAGGAGGGGUACCUGGAGUACCGGCAGGUGCCUUACAGCUACCCUGCUCGCUAUGAGUUCCUGUGGGGUCCCCGGGCCUAUGCGGAGACCAGCAAGCGGGAAGUCAUGGCAUUUCUGCUCAGGAUCAAAGAAAGGGCUUCGAGGGCCUUCCCACCCCUGUCUGCAGAGGCU
Molecule: messenger RNA, 738 nt
Organism: Rangifer tarandus platyrhynchus (Svalbard reindeer)
Lineage: Eukaryota; Metazoa; Chordata; Mammalia; Artiodactyla; Cervidae
Source: the annotation of a GenBank genome assembly